AUGGCUAUGCAUAAAGCCAUGCAGCAUGUGUACGGUUUACCGUCACCAAGUUCUACUACUACUACAGCAGCAACAACAACAUCAUCAUCAGUAUCAUUGGCAUCUUCAUCAUCAUCUGCAUCAUCAUCAGCAUUGGCAUCUUCUUCAUUGGCAUCUUCAUCUGCAUCAUCAUCAUCUUCUUCAUCUGCAUCAUCAUUGUCAUCAUCAUCAUCAUCUGCAUCGUCAUCGUCUGCAUCAUCAUCAUCAUCAUCUGCAUCGUCAUCGUCAUCAUCAUCGUCAUCACCAUCAUCAUCAUCAUCAUCAUCCAUGGACGAGCUUUGUGAAGCUCUCAGCACGCUCGAUAUAUAUGAGCCAGAUACCGAUAUACCCGAUGCAUUUCAUGAUACCCCAGAAGAGCUACAAGAAAUCGUUGAGAAUGGGGACGUAGGUGCCCCAGAGCCACAAGUACAAGGCUUGGAAGAUGUCACGAUGGGAACACCAUCACCACAACCACAACCACAAUCGCCAUUGCCACCACCGCCAUCACCACAACAACCACCACAACCGCCACCACCACAACAACAACAACCACAACCGCCACCACCACAACAACAACAACCACAACCGCCAAUUUUGUAUACCCAGGUGCCCAUAGAGUUUCUCAGCAAGAAUUGCGAGAGAGUUUGGUGGAUGGAAAACCCCAGCCCAGAUUCAGGCGUGCAUUUCAGCUAUGCCAGUUGCUUGCACAUACGGAAGGAUCGGCAUGGCGCUGCCAUGGCGAUGACGUAUCGUUCCAAGGAUCCCUUGUUCCCAUGCUACGAUUAA
This is a messenger RNA of Lichtheimia ornata, 804 nucleotides long. RefSeq lists its product as uncharacterized. The record is from RefSeq and is a predicted model, not a curated record. The transcript is spliced from 5 exons. The coding region runs from base 1 to 804 and encodes 267 amino acids. NCBI's taxonomy places the organism in Eukaryota, Fungi, Mucoromycota, Mucoromycetes, Mucorales, Lichtheimiaceae.